AACAUUUCAUUGCGAAUCACACGUGCAUUUUUGUUUAGCAUUUUAUUUCAAUAGUUAGUGUGUUUCUUUCAUAUUUAACUAACUUCUACACAUUAUUAACAAUGUCGAAAUCGUUGGUGAAAAAAGCCUUUAUGUUGGCAGACAGCCCAAUAGUGAAAACCAAAACAGAUGCAAACACCACCAAACGGAAAGCAAGUGCACUCGACCUAAUACCCCGGCAUCAGAAGCUGGUCGAGCUGGUCGGCAAGAAGGGAAGCAAAACGGAGCGGGAUCUGAUUCGGCACCGGGAGAAGCUCACCGUCACCGACGUCCGGGCACAGAUCGCUAACCGGCGGGACCACACGGAGGACAACGUUCAGAAGCUGCUCAUGUUCGGUACCUCCACACUGGACGCGGAAACACGCAAAAAGAUCAUCAAACGAGCUCGGACUGGAAGGUACGUGACGAGGGUAAAAGUGAGCAAGAAAGGAAAGAAAAACGACUCUUCCACACACAACGCCGACUUGGAUGGUGGCGAACCGGACGACGACGCACCGGAGAAGACGGUGUUUACGGAUGAAGAUUUCGCCAACUUUGCGAAGGAGCUAGAAAAGAGUGGAUUGUUGAUGGAAUAAAAGCCGGUCGUUUUC
Molecule: messenger RNA, 629 nt
Organism: Anopheles coustani
Lineage: Eukaryota; Metazoa; Arthropoda; Insecta; Diptera; Culicidae
Exons: 3
Coding region: 102-614 (170 amino acids)
Source: RefSeq, a predicted model, not a curated record